Macadamia integrifolia is the source of this 2064-nucleotide messenger RNA. Its product is annotated as protein SUPPRESSOR OF K(+) TRANSPORT GROWTH DEFECT 1-like. Lineage: Eukaryota; Viridiplantae; Streptophyta; Magnoliopsida; Proteales; Proteaceae. Gene Ontology annotation, biological process: endosomal transport; vacuole organization. The record is from RefSeq and is a predicted model, not a curated record. Gene Ontology annotation, molecular function: ATP hydrolysis activity; ATP binding. The transcript has 9 exons. The coding region runs from base 449 to 1750 and encodes 433 amino acids.
CGAAAUCUCUUUUUUCUUCGGGGUGGGUUCUUCUGGUUCUCUUGUCUUCAUCUCGUCUCCUUCCUCGCCCAGCGCACUGCCCUUGACUGUUUUUUUUCUCCUUUCUCUUUUAAUAUUUCACGCAGUGAAUAAUUAAAUUUCAAUUCCUUGCGUCUGUUCUUUGUAUAUCGGCUCGUAAAUUUCGCUUUCUAAAUUGGGUUAUGAUUGAAACGCUAAGAUUGGAAGAGGGUAUCGAACGAAUCCGAAGAAGGAAAGGGAAGAACUUAACUUGCAGCGACCUCGCUUGAUCGAUCGCCAGUCUUUAACACGAAACCAAGGUUCACUAAUCGCGCGAGGUCGAAGCCAGCGACUUUGAUAAUCUUCAGUAUAUGAUUAUUUGAUCAAUUAUAUUUAGGGUUUUGGGUUGAAGUUUUUUUGUGCGUUCUAUGCUAUUCGUUGGAAUUCGAAGAUGUAUAGCAAUUUCAAGGAGCAGGCGAUAGAAUACGUGAAGCAGGCGGUUCAUGAAGAUAAUGCGGGGAAUUACAGCAAGGCUUUUCCCCUUUAUAUGAACGCCUUGGAGUACUUCAAGACCCAUUUGAAGUACGAGAAGAACCCUAAGAUUAAGGAAGCAAUCACUCAGAAAUUCACCGAGUACCUCAGGCGGGCUGAGGAGAUUCGAGCUGUUCUUGAUGAUGGAGGGACCGGCCCUGCCUCGAAUGGGGAUGCUGCAGUCGCUACACGGCCCAAGACAAAGCCCAAGGACGGAGAAGGAGGAGAUGGGGAGGAUCCUGAGCAAGCUAAGCUUAGGGCGGGCCUUAACUCAGCUAUAGUAAGGGAGAAGCCGAAUGUGAAGUGGGGCGAUGUGGCUGGACUCGAGAGUGCCAAGCAGGCAUUGCAGGAGGCAGUUAUCCUGCCAGUGAAGUUCCCACAGUUUUUUACUGGCAAGAGACGACCAUGGAGGGCUUUUCUUUUAUAUGGUCCUCCUGGGACUGGAAAGUCAUACUUGGCAAAGGCUGUUGCAACAGAAGCAGACUCGACUUUUUUCAGUGUUUCUUCAUCAGACUUGGUUUCUAAGUGGAUGGGUGAAAGCGAAAAGUUAGUUUCAAACCUUUUCCAAAUGGCACGUGACAGUGCUCCCGCAAUCAUCUUCGUGGAUGAAAUUGAUUCAUUAUGUGGUCAGCGUGGUGAAGGCAAUGAGAGCGAAGCUUCUAGACGUAUCAAGACAGAACUUCUUGUGCAGAUGCAGGGUGUAGGCAACAAUGAUCAGAAAGUUCUUGUUCUUGCAGCUACAAACACUCCCUAUGCUCUGGAUCAGGCCAUUCGUCGACGAUUUGACAAGAGGAUUUACAUUCCUCUUCCUGAUUUGAAGGCUAGGCAGCACAUGUUCAAGGUACAUCUAGGGGAUACCCCACACAACCUAACUGAAAGUGACUUCGAGCACUUAGCCCACAAGACAGAGGGGUUCUCAGGUUCAGAUAUUUCAGUUUGUGUUAAGGAUGUCCUCUUUGAACCUGUUCGUAAAACCCAGGAUGCUAUGUUCUUUAUAAGGACACCUGAGGGCAUGUGGGUUCCAUGUGGACCGAAGCAGCCAGGAGCUAUUCAGACCAGCAUGCAGGACCUUGCAGCAAAGGGCCUUGCUUCACAGAUCCUUCCACCACCAAUCACAAGAACGGAUUUUGAUAAAGUACUAGCAAGGCAGAAGCCAACUGUGAGCAAAGCUGAUCUUGAGGUGCAGGAAAGGUUCACAAAGGAAUUUGGGGAAGAGGGUUGAUGGGCUUGAAUUGGAAGAGGACACUGAGCUGGUUGUGAGGACUGGAAUUAUAAUUUGUAUCUUUAUUACCAUUGAAAUGUGCAUCUUUGUAGCCGCUACAAGUGGGAAGGUUUCAUAAACUUGUAUGAAGGUAAAAAUGCUUGUCAUGAUUUCAUACUUUCAUAAAAUUUGCUUGUUUCUUCAGGUCACCAGAGAUUAAGACUUCUACCACCAUUAUUACAACCAUUAGUACUGGUGGUGGCAUCUUCUUGUGGUGGCAUCUCUUGUAAUCAAAGUGGUGAACUGAGAAGUUGUAUAACCUUCUUUUGAUUGUA